Molecule: messenger RNA, 1519 nt
Organism: Girardinichthys multiradiatus
Lineage: Eukaryota; Metazoa; Chordata; Actinopteri; Cyprinodontiformes; Goodeidae
Product: recoverin-like
Exons: 3
Coding region: 96-707 (203 amino acids)
Molecular function (GO): calcium ion binding
Source: RefSeq, a predicted model, not a curated record
AGAGAAACUCCUCUGAGCCUCCACUCUGCACAAGUUUAAACCUCAAACGCAGGAAAGCAGGAAGAAGGGCAAAGGUUUACACCUUUUUGAGCAGGAUGGGGAACACGAAGAGCAGUGCUUUGUCAAAGGAGCUCCUAGAGGAACUGAAGUCCAACACCAAAUACACCGAAGCUGAGCUCUGUACAUGGUACCAGUCCUUCCUGAAAGAGUGUCCCAGCGGGAAGAUCACCAAGGAGCAGUUUGAAGGCAUCUAUGCCAGCUUCUUCCCGGGCGCGGACCCAACAGCAUAUGCACGGCAUGUCUUCAGGAGUUUUGACACAAAUGCAGACGGCACCUUGGACUUCAAGGAGUACAUUGUUGCUCUGCACCUCACCUCUGGAGGAAAGACUCUGCAGAAGCUGGAGUGGGCCUUUGCCUUGUAUGACGUGGACGGCAAUGGAACCAUCAGCAAAAAUGAAAUCCAAGAGAUCGUCAGGUCAAUAUUCAACAUGAUCCCUGCAGAGGACCAGAAGAAACUCCCUGACGAUGAAAAUACUCCUGAGAAGAGGGCUGAAAAGAUCUGGGCGUUUUUUGGAAAGAAGGAAAACGAUAAAAUCACGGAGGGAGAAUUCAUUCAGGGCGUGAUGGACAACAAGGACAUCCUGCGCUUGAUACAAUAUGAUGAACCUCAGAGAAUCAAAGAUAAGCUGAAAGAAAAGAAGCAAUGAUUCAGGAGAUUAAAUUGCAUCUUCUUGUGAUUUAAGACUGUUAAUAACCAUAAUUUUUUGUUUACCUCUUUCAUUUGUCUGUUUGAGCUACGUCUCUUCUUUUGUGAAGGCUGUUUUGGUUUACAGCUGAACCAAUGAAUGAUUAUAUCAGAUAGUAAAAAAGACAAAGAUCUGAAAAUGUGUUUUGAACUAAGACUGCAGCUGUGCAGCUUAGAUGCUUCACUUCAGGUUAGCUAAUUGGUAAUUAAUGUGGGGCAACCUUUAAAUCCUGGUAAUGUAGGAGUUUUUUUAUAGGAGCUUGUAAAAACUUUGUAGUUUAUGAUGUCAUUAAAAGUGAUUACCUGUGUAUCUUGACAUCUUAACCAAUUUUAACGUUUGUCUGCCAGCUAUAAUCUCACCAAUCAAUUACUCUUACUGAUUGGACAGCUGGGUGUUUUUUCACACUUUGGUUCAUUCAUUAGCCUAAUUGAGAAAAAGUCAGAACAAGAGCUCCUUAUGUGUGGAAUUAGGCUCAGGUUAACAGUCCGCCUGUAUCAACCAAUCCUAUUAAAAGCUGAAGGUCAGUUGAGACACUUGCGUAUUAGCGUAUGUGCUGCUGAGUCCAGUCAGGAUAAGAGAGGCUUGACACAGGGGAACAAAACAUUGUUUGAUUAUAUAUAUUUUUAUUUAUUUCAGACAGCACAAUUAAUUUAUAUUCGCCUGAUUUAUUUUGUUUUUGCAAUUUAACUGAUACAAGUAAAACCAACUGAAGAAAUUAGAAGAAAUACAUAAUAUUUGCAGCAACAAUUGCAAUGUAUGGUCUAAAAACAUUC